AUGUCUGACUUCAGCAUGUAUCAUCAGCUGGGCCAGGGCGAGCAGGACCCCUCCAACCCGAAUCGAUCGACACAACCCGCACCUCCCCAGUUCUCCCCUCCCAUCGCGGGGCAGCAGUAUCAACAGGGAGCAGCCUACGGAAGCCCUCCCACCCCUGGACAACAACAAUACUAUGGCGGUCAGCCUGGUUCAGUGCCGCCUCAGGGUCAGCCCUAUGGUGCUCCGGGCCAGGAAUACGCGCAGAGCCCGGGUUUCCAGUCACAGGACAGCUUAGCGGCGCAAAUGGGAGGCAUGUCGCUCGGCGACGGCCAAGGCACGGCCAGAAGGAAGAAGAAGGACCGCCACGCAUACCACCAAGUCGAGGCGACAGGCUCCUCGCAGGCCUUCAACGGCAUCCCCCCGGCCGGCACGAAUGCCACCGCCUUCCUGAAUGAUCCCUCGCAGGCCCAGUUCGCCCAGAUGAAUCAAUUCCCUGUCGCUGCUGGCCAAACAUUCACACCCGGUAUCCCCGCGUCCCCCGCCGAAUUCGCUACCCGGAACGGCUCCGACUCGGCUGGACCGCCGGCAGUGGUCCAGACCUCCGGCCAUCAGAAGCUGUCCCUCGAUGACCUGCCUAGCGUGCCGCUCUCCCGUGACGCCCUGCAACAGCACUACUUUUCUAACGUCUAUCCUACCUUUGAGAAGCACCUGCCCCCUCCCGCGACGGUGUCAUACGUUGCCUUCGACCAGGGCAAUGCCUCGCCCAAGUUCGCGCGGCUGACGCUGAACAGCAUCCCCUCCAAUGCUGAGGGCCUGGCUCUGACCGGCCUUCCCAUGGGUCUCUUGUUGCAGCCCAUGGCUCCCCUGCAGCCCGGCGAGCUCGAAAUUCCGGUUCUUGACUUUGGCGACUCUGGCCCCCCGAGAUGUCGCCGCUGCAGAGCUUACAUCAACCCCUUCAUGAUGUUCCGGUCCGGCGGCAACAAGUUUGUUUGCAACCUGUGCACCUACCCCAAUGAUACCCCGUCCGAAUACUUCUCCGCACUCACUCCCCAAGGUGUCAGAGUGGACCGUGAUCAGCGGCCAGAGCUGACCAGGGGCACUGUUGAGUUCGUCGUGCCCAAGGAGUACUGGACGAAAGAGCCCACCGGCCUGCGCUGGCUGUUUGUAAUUGAUGUCACCCAGGAGUCCUUCAACAAGGGUUUCAUCGAGUCUUUCUGUGAGGGCAUCGUUGCCGCCCUGUAUGGCGGUGAAGAUGCCGAGAGGGAUGAGGACGGCGAGCCCAAGCGGAGGAUACCUCCUGGUGCCAAGGUCGGCUUCGUAACCUACGACAAGGACAUCCACUUCUACAACGUUAACCCCGCUCUGGACCAGGCACAGAUGAUGAUCAUGCCUGAUCUGGAAGACCCUUUCGUGCCCCUGAGUGACGGCCUCUUCGUCGACCCUUACGAGUCCAAGGACGUCAUCACAUCACUACUUACUAUACUGCCCACAAUGUUCUCCAACAUCAAGAACCCCGAACCAGCCCUCCUUGCUACCCUCAACUCUGCCGUCGCCGCGUUGGAGAAGACAGGAGGUAAGAUUGUUUGCUCUCUAGCCGCGCUGCCUACUUGGGGCCCUGGCCGCCUCUUCCUUCGGGACGAUGGUAAGCACCCGGGAGGCGAGAUUGACAAGAAGCUCUUCUCCACGGAGCACCCGGCGUGGAAGAAGCUGGCGGAGAAGAUGGUGGCCAGCGGUAUCGGUGCCGACUUCUUCCUUGCCUCGCCGUCUGGCGGCUAUCUGGAUAUUGCUACCGUCGGUCACGUCGCCGCGUCGACUGGCGGCGAGACGUUUUACUACCCUAACUUCAUCGGUGCGCGCGACAACACGAAGCUGUCGAUGGAGAUCAAGCACGCGGUUACGCGCGAGACUGGUUUCCAGGCGCUGAUGAAGGUCCGCUGCUCCAACGGCCUGCAGAUUAACGGCUACCAUGGCAACUUCAUCCACCACACGUUUGGCGCCGACCUUGAGAUCGGAGUCAUUGACGCCGACAAGGCCAUGGGCGUGACCUUUUCCUACGACGGCAAGCUGGACUCGAAACUCGACGCCCAUUUCCAGUCGGCGUUGCUGUACACCACAGCCUCUGGCCAGCGCAGAGUGCGCUGCUCCAACGUCAUCGCCAGCGUCUGCGACAACCCGAGAGACAGUGUCAAGUUUAUCGACCAAGAUGCCGUCUUCACAAUCCUGGCCAAGGAGGCGAGCACAAAACUGGCGACGACCUCUGCGUCGCUAAAGGACGUCCGUAACCACUUGACGGAGCGCACGAUCGACAUCCUGUCGGCGUACCGCAAGAACUUCCUGACGUCGGCCCAACCAGACGGCCAGCUGGUCAUGCCCGAGAAACUGAAGGAGUUCUCCAUGUAUAUGCUUGGUCUCCUUAAGUGCCGCGCCUUCAAGGGCGGUAACGAGAGCUCCGACCGCCGAGUGCACGAGAUGCGCAUGAUCCGGUCCAUGGGCGCCAAAGAGCUGAGCCUGUACCUCUACCCACGCAUGAUCCCGCUGCACAACCUCGCGCCAGAAGACGGGUUUCCCGAUGAGUCGGGCCACCUCCGGGUGCCGCCCGCGAUCCGCACGUCCUUCUCUCGCGUCGAGCCCGGCGGUGUGUACCUCGUCGACAACGGCCAGCAGUGUCUUAUGUGGUUCCACGCGCAGACAUCGCCGAACCUUAUCGCCGACCUGUUCGGCGAGGAUAAAACGACGUUGCAGAGCCUCGACGCGUAUACGUCUUCGCUGCCCAUUCUCCAGACGCACCUCAACGCGCAGGUGCGCAACAUCAUCGAGUUCCUCAAGACGAUGCGCGGGUCCAAGGGGCUGGGCAUCCAGCUCGCGAGACAGGGCAUCGACGGCGCCGAGUACGAGUUCGCGCGCAUGCUCGUCGAGGACAGGAACAAUGAGGCGCAGAGCUACGUCGACUGGCUUGUGCACCUCCACAGGAGCGUCCAGCUCGAACUGUCCGGACAGAGAAAGAGAGACGACCCGUUAACGGACGCCAACGCGCUAGCAGGCUUCGCCGGCCUGAGACCUAACUAUUGGUAA
This is a messenger RNA of Colletotrichum higginsianum IMI 349063, 3051 nucleotides long. RefSeq names its product Sec23/Sec24 trunk domain-containing protein. NCBI's taxonomy places the organism in Eukaryota, Fungi, Ascomycota, Sordariomycetes, Glomerellales, Glomerellaceae. The record is from RefSeq and is a predicted model, not a curated record. Gene Ontology annotation, cellular component: COPII vesicle coat; endoplasmic reticulum exit site. Gene Ontology annotation, biological process: intracellular protein transport; COPII-coated vesicle cargo loading; endoplasmic reticulum to Golgi vesicle-mediated transport. The transcript has 4 exons. Gene Ontology annotation, molecular function: zinc ion binding; SNARE binding. The coding region runs from base 1 to 3051 and encodes 1016 amino acids.